GUGACGUCGCCUGGGUGACAAUUUGCCUACUUGGAGUGUGGAUGAGUUUGGAGCGGGUUCUGUGAAAUGCCUUACCAUGAUGUUGCCUGAAUGAUAACGCAGUCGGCUGAGUGAGGACGUAACAGGCCGCUAAGACUUAUAGACACACUGAAGGAAAAGCAGGUGGGAUAGAACACACCUCAUGCGUGGGCUCAGAGAGGGUCCGAGGCUGUACGGAUCAUCUGACUAAGAUGGGUGUUCUCCAGCUCCACAACCCCACCCUCCCCGCCACGCUCCUGCACAGGGCCAAUCAUAUGCGUCUGUCGGGAACGCUGUGUGACGUCAUCAUCACGGUGGAUGGCCAGGAGUUCCCGGCCCACCGCACCGUCCUGGCCUGCACCAGCAAGAUGUUUGAGAUCUUGUUCCACCGCAGCAGCCUGCGCUACGCCCUCGACUUCCUCUCCCCCAAGACCUUCCAGCAGAUCCUGGAGUACGCCUACACGGCCUCACUGCAGGCCACGGCCGAGGACCUGGAUGACCUGCUGUACGCCGCUGAGAUCCUGGAGAUUGAGUACCUGGAGGAGCAGUGCCUCAAGGUUCUGGAGACCAUCCAGUCAGAGGAGAAGCAGGACCACCUGAGUCUGAGUGGGAGGAACCACGGGUCUGGAGAGAGUGAACAAAGCAGGGCAAGGCACUGGAGGAACAUGCUAAUCUCUAAGAAGCAUUCCAUGCAGGAGGGUGGUAUCAACCCCACCACCCUGCACCACCUGGCACUGUACCACAUGACUGACAGGAGUCCCUCUAUGCCAGGGGGACUACCUAUGGGGCUCCCUGUAGCUAGUCCCACACAAGUUGGAGGGCUUAGUCUGGAGGGCCUGGGUCAGUCUCCACUACAGUACAGCCUCAAUGGAGCACAGCACCCCUCCCUGCCUCUGACUAAGAGGAUAAAGACAGAGGACAAUAACAUGCAGGUGGAUGAAGUCAAUAGCUACGAGGGCCGGUCCUCCAGCGGAGGGGAGGGAGGCUUUGAAUCGGACCAGCCCAGAGAUGAGGGCCCGGGGACUCCCCAAAGAGGCAGUGUCAUCACCUCGGCUAGAGAGCAGCACUCGGGCCAAGAGGAGGGGGGCAUAGUGGGGAACAACUCUCCUCUGGACAGUUUCCCUGGGCUGGCUGAGAAACACCUGGCCUCCCUCUACUCAUCCAUGCCCUCCAAUCACAUAGGGGAGGUGGGGCUGCCUAUGCCCAUGUCGGUGGCCCCUUCCCUAGCCAUGUCCCUGGACCUGAGGGCCUACGGGGGACUGCUGCCCCAGGGCCUGCUCCACAGGGAGAUCCUCAGCAGGCUGGGCCAGUUUGCAGCAGGGAUGAGGCGGGAGGGCCAGAGUCAGAGUCAGAGCUGUGGGGACUGUGGUCUCCAGCUGCAUAACAGAGAGGCCAUGGAGCAACACAGGAAGCUGCACAGUGGAGGCGAGAAGGGACACGGCUGUGAGUUCUGUGGCAAACGCUUCAUAGACAGUGUACGGCUCAGGAUGCACAUGCUCUCUCACUCAGCUGGAGCUGAGGCCCUGGUGUGUGAUCAGUGUGGAGCUACAUUCUCUGCUGAAGACGCUCUGGAGGCCCACAGACAGACACACACAGGGACAGACAUGGCAGUGUUCUGUCUGCUGUGUGCCAAGCGGUUCCAGACCCAGAAGGCUCUGCAGCAGCACAUGGAGGUCCAUGCAGGGAUGCACAGCUACGUCUGCAGCCACUGUGACCACACCUUCCCCAGCCACACCACCCUCAAACGCCACCUGCGCUCACACACAGGUGACCACCCGUUUGAGUGUGAGUUCUGUGGGAGCUGUUUCCGGGACGAUGGCAUGUUGAGGGGACACAAACGCAUCCACACGGGAGAGAAGCCUUACGAGUGUAACGGCUGUGGCAAAAGGUUCAGCCUCAAGCACCAGCUGGAGACCCACUACCGCGUACACACAGGUGAGAAGCCAUUUGAGUGCAAGAUCUGUCACCAGCGAUCCAGGGACUACUCUGCCAUGAUCAAGCACCUGCGCACCCACAACGGAGCGUCGCCCUACCAGUGUACCAUCUGCCAGGACUUCUGCCCCAGCCUGGCAGCCAUGCAGAAACACAUGAAGAGCCACAGACCCGAGGAUGUGCCCCUGGACUGGAGGAUAGAGAAGACCUACCUCAUGCGGCUGAAGUCAUGACAGGCGGUUUGGUGACCCUUAGUGGCACGAUGCCAGACUAACAGCUGGGUGGGUUUGACUAGCUGCUACAGAUGAGGGAAGGGAUCAGUCGCUGCCUCCCUGCCCUCUCUCCCUCUGCUCUACCACACACACUGUUGUGUCCAACACUAAGCAGAAUGGCAGCCAUACAGUAACUGAAUCCAGUCAAUAACAAGAGGGAAUUCUUCAUCACAGGUGUUGGUGACUGGUCUAUAGUCCACAGAGAGGGAUUCCAUCCAUGCUCUCCUCGGUGAUCUCCAACAGCUGUGCUCUCUAUAGGGACUAUGGAAACUACGGACCUCCCCCGUACCCCAGGAAGAACAUCAGACCCAGAGCUUCACUUAUAACCCAUACAGGCCAUACCUGAGAAGGGUGGAUACCCGAUCCCAAGAAAAUCUCCAGGGCCACCAGUAGGGGUCAGUAUGUCACCAUGCCUGUUUGCCAUCCAAGGCUGCAUUUCUCUCCGAGACUGGCGCUAGGCAUGGGGCAGCCAACACCAGACAAAGCCCACUGCCGGUCAGUCAGAGGCUCAUCCAAUCACAGCACAAAGCAAGGUAGACCAGGAGUGCUGGGAGCUGCUCCAGUUAUGAUACAAGCUCCUGGGUUGAGAAAGGCUCUAGUAAACCUGAUAAGGGGAAGAAAACACCGUACAAGGCCACAUCUUCUUCUCCAAGAGUACAGGAGACAUAAGCCACAAGAGUUCCAGUUCUAAUGGUCGCCAGCAAUAUCGCUACUUCACCAAGGAUGGAAUGUGUCGCGGCUCGUCAUACAGCUCCAAGAACAAGAUGUGUGACCUGAUCGGCACCCUGAUGGAUCUGAAGUACAGCUGGAUCCUGUUUGUCUUUACCCUGUGCUACAAUGUCACCUGGACAGCCUUCGCAGAGCUCUACUUCCUGGAUGCCUGGUUGCGUGGUGAUGUGGAACACAUCGCAAUGGCAGCCAUGCUUUGAGAAGCUGAACAGUUUCCAUUCGGCCCUCUCUAUCUCCAUGGACAGCCAAAUCAUCAAUGGCUACGGCACUAGAGAGGCCUCAGUCAACUGCAUGGACGGGCUGGUUCUCAUGAUGGCACAGUCCAUCAUUGAAUCAGUGUUAGACGUCCUGAUGCUGGGCUACAUCCUGGCUAAGAUAGCCAAGCCUAAGAGGAGGCUGCCCACUUUGUUGUUCAGUCAGCACUGUGUGGUCUGAGAGGGAUGAGAGCCUGUGCCUGAUGUUCAAUGUCAGGACUUUGAAAGAGACACACAUGCUGGUGGCAGAGAUUAGAGCCAAGCUGAUCAAAUCUCACCAUACCAAAGAGGGAGAGUUCAUCCUGUUGGAUCAGAGAGAGCUGACUCUGUGGAUGGAUCCAGAUGGAGCCAGGUUGUUCACAGUGGAGCCCCAGACCAUGGAGCAUGUAAUUGAUGUGAGGACCUCCUACACUGAAUAUGAUAUUCUUUGGGGACAGCACUUUAAGUCAUACAAGCCAUUAGAUGAGAGGGGGAUUGGGUCCAAUCACAAGACCUCUGAUAAGAACUAUAAGGUCCAGACUGCCACACACAGUGACAAAGAGAUGGCAGUGAGACAUAGACAUAAGAGAUCUCCUGGACACGACACACUCUGUGCCCUCCAACAUGUCUACAAGGAAAGUACAUUACCAGUAUUUAUCUGAUCAAAUGUUACUGUGCAACUCAGUCAGUAAUAACAAUGGCACAGGAACUAGGAAACUUAGUAAGAAUGAGUUCUUUAUAUAAAUAUGGACGUUUGACAAGUCGGCAUAGAAGGGUUCAUCAAAGUGAUGAAAUCAAGACACACUGUACAUAUCCUCCAGAAUGUUUAUACAAUGUGAAUAAAUGAAUGACGAUGACCAAUA
Molecule: messenger RNA, 4047 nt
Organism: Oncorhynchus tshawytscha (Chinook salmon)
Lineage: Eukaryota; Metazoa; Chordata; Actinopteri; Salmoniformes; Salmonidae
Product: zinc finger and BTB domain-containing protein 16-A-like
Exons: 10
Coding region: 231-2183 (650 amino acids)
Biological process (GO): regulation of cytokine production; regulation of immune system process; negative regulation of transcription by RNA polymerase II
Cellular component (GO): nucleus
Molecular function (GO): protein binding; DNA-binding transcription factor activity, RNA polymerase II-specific; RNA polymerase II cis-regulatory region sequence-specific DNA binding
Source: RefSeq, a predicted model, not a curated record